UCCUGCGGGAGAUUUUCCAGUCAUUGGAUAGCGUCAGCCGUGUGCAACUGCGUCGUGUGUGUCCGCUAUGGAAUUUUGUCUUAACCGGCACGGACAGCGGCAAAGUUGUCCGUAUUUCCUUCGGGUCCACUCCGUUAUUCCCAACGGAAGUGGAGUUUUUUGAAACUCUGUACGCCGCUGUCAGUGGGAUGCUCAAAUGCAUAAAUCAGUCAACCGAGAGACUGAUUAUCGAGAAUCUGCCGCACCAGCACACGGACUGCGCACUGACGCUCAUUCGCUGGAUGCUACGGAAUAUCCACAUAAAGUAGCUUAUCUGUUCUGAUGUGGAAUUCAACUGGGAGGACUUUUACCCCUACGACAUGGCGGCUUUUGGGCCGUUGGGUACUGUGGGCUGUGCCGGUAUCCGUUGUCUGGCGCGGUCUUUCCAGGCCUUGGCGCCGUUCUGUACGGAACUGCGGAUGCGCGGAUGUCAGUUCAACUGCUAUGAACGGACGAAAGCGAAGAUUGCGGAUGCUACCAUUAAACUGAAUGCAGUCACUGCAGUGCAUGUUGAAGCGCAGUUCUGGCAGCUUUACGACGCCCAUCUGUCCGGCGAUGGAGUGAAUGUGGAGGAAACCGCCGAAUGGAUCCGCACAGGAUCGGAACGGCUUCGCGAGCUGGUCGCUCAGUGUGUGACGCGUGUCCAAAGCUAUGAUCCGCGUUUAACGACGCAUUAUCGUGGCCGCGAGUGGACUGUGGAGAAUUUGAAGGAUCUGGAUGGCUCCAAGCUGACCACCAUCACGCUUCGGUCUUUGCAAGAUGUUCGUAAACGUUUAGAAUAG
Paramacrobiotus metropolitanus is the source of this 821-nucleotide messenger RNA. RefSeq lists its product as uncharacterized. Lineage: Eukaryota; Metazoa; Tardigrada; Eutardigrada; Parachela; Macrobiotidae. The record is from RefSeq and is a predicted model, not a curated record. The transcript has 2 exons. The coding region runs from base 360 to 821 and encodes 153 amino acids.